This is a messenger RNA of Gopherus evgoodei (Goodes thornscrub tortoise), 6423 nucleotides long. RefSeq names its product endothelin converting enzyme 1 (gene ECE1). The record is from RefSeq and is a predicted model, not a curated record. The transcript is spliced from 18 exons. Gene Ontology annotation, biological process: peptide hormone processing. NCBI's taxonomy places the organism in Eukaryota, Metazoa, Chordata, Testudines, Testudinidae. Bases 504 to 2822 code for a protein of 772 amino acids. Gene Ontology annotation, molecular function: metalloendopeptidase activity. Gene Ontology annotation, cellular component: plasma membrane.
UGCAUGUCUGAUGUUCCCAGGCUGAGCUAGGCAGCCCCUCUCUGCACAGGAGUCUUUCUUCCCAUUGAAAGAGAGAGUUUACUUAAGGCUCAGAGGAGACAUGGGGGAGGAUGGUUUGGCCUGUGGGUGGGAUUAUUUUCUUGUGCCUUUUUUGUGUUUCUUCAGAUUAUAAUUGUUCAGUAACUUUAUAUCUCAGUCACUUGGAUUCAGCACAAAGGAGGACUUACAAUGUUCGAGCCAAAGCCUCUCUUGCUGCGUCAGGUGCCAUUCCACUUCGACUCUCUGGGAAGGAUUGCGGAGCUGAUCCAGGGAGAAAGAGGAGUUUGCCCUGAUUAACCUUGUUCAGAGACUUACCUGGUAACACUUGGACAGAUGGCUCCGGAAUCACCAGCUUCUUAGUAUGAGCAAAGAUCAUAGGAGAUGGGGAUCCAGCCAGCAAGGGCUGAGCUGAUGUCUGAGUUGUCCUGUUCCCAAAGCAGUAUCUGGCUGGCUGGUGCCUUUAAAUGUUCCUUGCCAUGGAGACACUAAGGGAAUCUGUUCUACAUUUGACAUUUCAGAUGUCCACCUACAGGCGGGCAACGCUGGAUGAGGAAGAUCUGGUAGACUCGAUCGGGGAAGGAGAGAUUUACUCUAAUGGAAUCCAGGUAAAUUUCCGUGGCUCUGGGAACAGCAGGAGUUGCUGGACAGAACGCACUCACAUUGAGAAGCGUCUCCUGGUCCUGAUCGUGGUUCUGGCACUCGGCCUCUUGGCCUGUGUCUUAGCCCUGGGAUUCCAGUACAGAGAUAGGCCAUCCAAGUUGUGUCUGACGGAAGCCUGCAUCUCCGUGACCAGCUCCAUCCUGAGCUCUCUGGACCGGUCAGUGAGCCCCUGCGAGGAUUUCUUCAAAUAUGCCUGUGGUGGGUGGAUGAAGGGAAACCCCAUGCCCGAUGGCCGUUCACGCUGGGGCACCUUCAACAACCUCUGGGAGCACAACCAGGCUAUCAUGAAGCACCUUCUAGAAAACACCACAUCAAAUGUGUCCAGCGAGGCCGAGCGCAAGGCCCAGCGCUAUUACCAGUCCUGCAUGAACGAGACCAAGAUCGAGGAGCUGAAGGCCAAACCACUGAUGGAGCUGAUUGAGAAGCUCGGUGGCUGGAAUAUCACGGGUCCCUGGGACAAAGAUAACUUCAACAAGACCCUGCAGGAGGUCAUGGCGUACUACCACACCUCACCCUUCUUCUCUGUCUACGUGAGCGCUGACUCCAAGAACUCCAACAGCAACAUCAUCCAGGUAGACCAGUCGGGACUCGGGUUACCUUCCAGAGAUUACUACCUGAACAAAACGGAGAAUGAGAAGGUACUUACUGGAUACCUGAAUUACAUGGUGCAGCUGGGCAUGCUCCUGGGAGGGGCAGAUGAGGAGGCCACCCGGCAGCAGAUGCAGCAGAUCUUGGACUUUGAGACAGCGCUAGCCAACAUCACUAUCCCUCAGGAGAAGCGCAGGGAUGAGGAAGUGAUCUACCACAAAGUGACAGCCGGAGAGCUCAAGAACCUGGCGCCAGCUAUCAAUUGGAUGCCUUUCCUCUCCACUGUGUUCUACCCGGUGGAACUCAAUGAAUCCGAGCCAGUGGUUGUCUAUGCCAAAGAGUACUUGGAGCAAGUCUCCAGCCUCAUCCAAGCCACGGACAGAUGCCUCCUGAACAGCUACAUGAUCUGGAACCUGGUGAGGAAAACCAGCUCCUUCCUGGACCAGCGCUUCCAGGAAGCAGAGGAGAAAUUAAUGGAAGUAAUGUAUGGGACCAAGAAGACCUGUCUGCCACGCUGGAAGUUCUGCAUCAGCGACACCGACAACAGCCUGGGCUUUGCGCUGGGAGCCAUGUUUGUUAAAGCCACUUUUGCAGAGGACAGCAAGAAAAUAGCCGAGGAAAUGAUUACAGAAAUUAAAACUGCCUUUGAGGAAAGCCUGGCCACUCUGCAGUGGAUGGAUGAAGAGACGAGGAAAUCUGCCAAGGAGAAGGCAGAUGCAAUCUAUGACUUGAUCGGCUACCCCAAGUUUAUCCUGGAUCCCAAGGAGCUUGACAAGGUGUUUCAUGAUUAUGAAGCUGUCUCCAGUCUGUACUUCGAGAACGUCAUGCAAUUUUAUAACUUCUCUGCCCGAGUGGCUGCUGACCAACUCCGGAAACCUCCAAAUCGGGACCAGUGGAGUAUGACCCCUCCAACAGUGAAUGCCUACUAUUCCCCCACCAAGAACGAGAUCGUGUUCCCAGCCGGGAUCCUGCAGGCUCCUUUUUACACCCGCACUUCCCCCAAGGCACUGAACUUUGGCGGCAUUGGCGUCGUCGUGGGCCAUGAGCUGACUCAUGCCUUUGAUGACCAAGGGCGGGAGUAUGAUAAAGACGGGAAUCUGCGCCCUUGGUGGAAGAACUCCUCAGUGGAGGCCUUCAAGCAGCAGACUGAGUGCAUAGUGGAACAGUACAGCAACUACACCGUGAACGGCGAAGCAGUGAAUGGCAAACACACUCUGGGAGAGAACAUUGCCGACAAUGGGGGCCUCAAAGCUGCGUAUCGGGCUUAUCAAAAUUGGGUGAAGAAGAAUGGGAAUGAGGAGGCUUUGCCAACGCUUGGCCUCUCCAACAACCAGCUCUUCUUUGUGGGAUUCGCCCAGGUCUGGUGUUCAGUUCGCACCCCAGAGAGCUCCCACGAAGGACUCAUCACUGACCCCCACAGUCCAUCGCGUUUCCGAGUCAUUGGUACCGUCUCCAAUUCCAAAGAGUUCUCUGAGCACUUCCACUGUCCUCCUGGCUCCCCUAUGAACCCCCAGAAGAAGUGUGAAGUUUGGUGAAAGGAAAAGGACCAGGAAAUAGUGGAAAUUAACUUUUGGCUUAUUGUUCCUUCUUCAAGAAUUGAAUUUCCCAGGCUCUCUGCUCAAAGGGCAGUUUCUUCUUUCAACGAACUGUAAAACUCUCAGCAGGAACAGAUCCCUGAGCCCUAGGUAUCAUCUGAGAUUCGAUCCACUGUGAAAACUUUUCUUAAUCUCACUCACUUGUGAAAUGUCUUUUUUUUAAACCUUGCAUAAGGUAUGUGUACAUAUGCAUGUGUCUGCACUGACCCAUAUUUACACAUACACAGUUAAGCCCCUGCCCUGUCACAGGCUUGAAGACUUUUUCUAAUUGAUAAAGGGAGACCCACAGAUAAAAGUGAUAACUGGUUUGACUGUGUAUCUAAAUAUGCUUUUUUUUUUUUUUUUUUCAAAAAUAUAUUUUUUGGAAAAUAUUUUUUGAACAUUGUGAAAUACACUGGAAAAGUUCAGGGAAAAUGCAUUUAAAAGCCUUUUUUUUUUUUAAGCAAAAGGAUUAGUAUAUUUAUUACUUAAAGUAGUGCAAUUAGAUAUGAGAAUGUCAGUAGAGACCAUUCCACCGAAACACAGGAGACUGAAGGGUGUCACUGAGGCAACAAAUUAGCUUUGCAGCCCUGGAGACCAGGAUUCUUAUUGAAUCCCUGGGAUCGCUAACAAGAUUGAAGAACUGUCCCUCUAGUCUGUUGUGGACACUGGUCCAGUGCAUAGCUGGAAGAUCUGUUCAGAGCCAGGAUGGCAAUAGCCAACUGUAGCUAGCUGGAAUUGAGUGGCAGUAGGAGACUGAGGGUAAGUGCCUUGAGAGAAGUGCGUGCAUUUAUGGUUGGGUGACAGGCCCUGACCAUAUCACUAGAGCUUUUUUUGCAGGUCUUGGAAACCAUAUUGAGCUCUGCUGAUGUACAAGGUCCAUUACAGAAAGUCUCUCAGAACAGUUUUCAGAGUGGAAGAACAGGAAACCAAAGAGAGAUUCGUUCAUUCUAUAAACCUUCCAUCUGUCUUGAAUUGAUGACAAGGUCUUUCCUCUCUUUUCUCCUGCACCCUACAGCAAGCUAAGAGCAGCACACUGUGACUGGGAUACACUGGGAUCCCAACCACCAUCUAACCUGCCUCCUGGCAGCUGUACUUGGGUAUAGUGAAAGCUGCAUUGUAAUUUUAAACCUACUUGGGCCAUCUUUAACUUCUGUAUACAAAGGAAGAGGAAGGCAGCCGGCUGCACUAGAUUAUUAAGUCCAGCUGGUACACAGACCUUCCCAAGACAGUUUGUGACACUUAAAUUAUGAGCUGUCUUUGUCUUACUGCUUUAGAACAGCCCAAGCAUAGACCAACCCUCUUUAUGUCAUGGUUGUUAUUGCUGAAAUCUGCCUUGCAUAGUAUAGUUUGGGUCAGGCACAAGUGUAAGUCACCUUGGGUUUUGUUGUAAAACUGGCAGGCUGGGGAAACGGCUCUGUUCAGACAGCUCACAAACGUGUGAAGUCUGAAGCCUCUCUCCUGUGUAAGCAGCUGACCAGUUAUUUAGCAAUACUGCUAGCAUUCCCUCUGAGGAGCUCCAUAAGGGGAUAUGUGUAACCACAGGGCCUCGUGGUCCCUGGGCUGGAGGAGAUCAUGUGGAAUAUGGUGAUUUAUUGGGCAUUCCUCUACCAUCCCAGCCACAAAUAUCUCCCACCCACCCCUCCCUCGAUUGCCUGAUAGACUGCCAGUCCUACCUCUGCUGUGCACAGUGGCAAUCCGUAGUUUAAAAGGGUGGGAAUCAGUAACCUCAGAAAGGGGGUGGAUAUUGGCUAUGCACCACCCUAGGUAGUGCCCAAUAACAAACCCAGUCUAGAGCCCUUCCAGGGCCUUACAAAUGUUCAGUUCCACCUGUGAAAGUAGCCUCUUCCCUCUGGACUGGCACAACAGCCUGGGUAUAUGCACAUUUGCUCCAGCAUGGAGUUCAGCCCACAUUUCCAGGCUCAGAUCUACACAAAUCCCAGUCUUGGAUGGGGAAAAGGGAACCUAAAAAGCAUUAAACCACCAAGAGCUAUGGAAGGCAGGAAGGCGACGGGGGAGCUCUUGGUGCCAUGGCCCCCAGGGAAAGCAGUUUGUUCAAGUCUCUCUGACUUCAUCUUGCUCCCUUUCUUCUUAUUGACACCCAGUCCCAUUCAUUGCCACUUCCUUGGACUCUUCCAAGUUGAAAUGCCUCCUUUUCUGUAAGCAAGACAUUGGAAAGGAGCCAUUGGUGUGAGCACUGUGGAUCUAGGGUACUCUAUUGAUUCUGAUGCCAAGAAGGUUGGAUCACAGGUUGGCUUACUUACUGUGUUGCAGGUAUUAGCCAAGCUCACCAUGGUCAUUGCUACAUGCAAGAGAACCCCGUGCCCUGCGAGCUGGGAAAGGCUAAGCACAUUGUAGGGCUGUAGAGGCUGGAUGUCUCUCAGUUGUUUGGGAGAGGGAAGAGCUAGUCCCCACCCGCCUUCUAAACGGAGACCUGGCAGGGGCUGGAAGAGUCAUUCUGAAUGGGCAGAGGCACAGAUCUGAUGGUCUUGCUGGGGCAGAUUCUUUCAAGUAUGGAAAUGAGCCUAGAAGCCUGUGGCCUGAUAGAGGCAACCAAGAACCCACCGUACGCAUUUUGUUCAGUGUGAGGGGCAGGCCAUGAGCAACCAAGAGUAGGCUUAGCUAUGAAGAGCCUCGUCAGCUCCUAGGCAGUGCAUUUGUCCAGAUUUCAGAUAAUGAAUGCAGAAUAACUCCUGCUGUGUCCCUGCCUCUUCCCUAAAAGCCAGGGCCCCAUUUCAGGCCCACCCUAUGGGCUUCUGUUAAAUUCCUGCUUGGCAGUCUCCUAGCCACAGGAUUGCCACAACACUACGUGCUCUCUGCAUGUGAGCCUAUGGGCUUGGGCACCGUGGCCAGGUCAGUUGUCCAGCUUUGCAUGUGGCUGUUCUGCAUUGCUAGGGGAAUUUCUUUCCAUGUCUCUCCCACUCUUUCCUCACAGCCUCCAGUGCAGAGCAAGGACAAUUUUCCUAAGCAAACUACCGCAGGUAGAGAGCUUUGUGGCUCACUAGGUGGCUUGAGGCCUUUCACACAGCAGGUUUGUUAGGCAGAGUCCUAGCAUCUCAUCCAGUGCCAGCCUUAGGAUACUUUCUUCUUUUGUCUGUCAUGUUAACCCUACGUGCUCCUCCCAGAGGUAGCCCAGUCUCACAGUUAAACCAAUCUAGGAUUGGUUACUGGACUAUAGGAACCCGGUGAUCGCUUCAAGAUGUGCUGUCAACUCAAAGAGCAGAAAGGGACCAGGGAGAUCAGGACUGUGAGCUUUCAGAGUACAGCAUCCGUUGGAGCGAAGGAAGCCAGUCCCUUCAGUCUAUGCUUCCAAGAGAUCAAGGGAGCUGGCCUGGAAAGAGUCUGUAGAGACUAUGGGCUUUUCAAUAUUCUAUCCUAAAUUUUAACAGGAAACCCUGACAGAAAUGUGUGCCAGCCUCAUUUCCUCCAGCAAGGGGCACCAUCAUAUUUUAGACAAAGGGAAGGAUUUUUAGUAUUUAUAUGCUAAAGGAGGGAUUUUUGUAACUUUUUUCAAACUUCAUUGUGGCGCUUAUUGUAAUUGAAAUAAAAUACUUGUUAUUGG